AUGGAAGAGGAACUAAGAUGUUUCUUAUGUAAAGAAUUUUAUAGAGAGCCUGUUUUACUCCCGUGUGGACAUGCAUUGUGUCGUAUUUGCGCUGUCAACUUACAAACACACGUGCAUGAUGCAGAUAAUGCUUCAGCUUCAGCAUCAGAUUACCAAGAGGCGGAUAAAGCGUCAGUUUCAAGUGAAACAGAUAGUGGAGUAGUAUGUGGUUCAAGGCCUAACAGUUAUGCUGGCACGCCUGCUACUGCUGCAUAUCCGUCUACAGCGUUUAGCCUUUCUUGCCCCAUAUGUAACAAACGAAUUUAUUUAGAUGACAAUGGCGCUGAGGGCUUGCCACCUUUCCGUGUCAUGCGAACAAUUGUUGAAAGAUUUGGGGAUGUCAAUAUUGCACCACCAGCUGAAGAAGCAUGCCAAAUGUGUGAGGGCGACAAGCGAGCAGCAGUUGUCAGAUGUGAACAGUGCUCUGUCAGAUACUGUGCCAGCUGUAGGGAUGCUUGGCAUCCUACACGAGGACCUCUUGCCCAACACGAGUUAAAGGCGCUGGGAACUACAUGCGGUGACCAUGGUGCCUCCCCUGUUCUAUAUUGUAAUGCUUGCAUAAUUCCAAUUUGCCAACGGUGCCUGAAUGAGAGACAUUCUUUACAUGAAACACAACCGCUUUCUAAUGCAGCUAGAGCUUAUAAGACUGAAUUAUCACAAUCACUCCAACAGCUAUCAGAAGAAGCAAAAGCUGUAACGGAAUAUAUACAGUUAGUUAAAGGAGCAGGAGAAAAAGUUAAUGAUUCAUGUGAAGAGUUAGAGAGACAAAUUGAUCAAGCUUGCUUAGAAAUAACUCGAACAGUUGAGCGAAGACGGGAUGAACUUGUAAGAGCGGCUAGAAAUACUAGAUCUCAAGCUGCUAACAACAUGAGAUCUCUGACAGCCCAUGCUGCUCAAAAGUUGCGAGAAGCAACUGCAUUACUACACUUUUCAAUUGAAGCCUUAAAGGAAACAGAUAAUGCAGCUUUUCUUCAGGUUGGCAAUAUUCUCUCGGCGCGCGCGCAGGAUACGGCGAGUGGGUUGCGCGACUCUCUUGAGACACCGCCGUCUCCAUCUGCACUCACACUUGACAUCGAACCGGUCCUCAGGACCGUUAAGAGCAUGAACUUUAUUGAAUGUAUACCCCCAGGGGCCCCAGAAAUGGCGGUAGAGGCGUGUGCAGCGAGGGGAUGCUCAUGCACAUUGGCGUGGCGUCCCCCCGCGGCCCCACACGCUGUCCGUGGCUACAUUCUAGAACUGGAUGACGGCUUAGGAGGACCAUUUCGUGAAGUGUAUUGUGGUCGAGAAACAGUAUGUACCGUGGACGGUCUACAUUACGCGUCGCUGUACAGCGCCAGAGUCAAAGCGUUCAACGGAGCUGGAGAGGGGCCCUACAGUGAAGUUAUUGGACUUCAGACAUCACCAGUGGCUUGGUUUUCGUGGGAUGCACGUUGUGCGAGCGCAGAGGGCGGGCUCGUAGUAGGUGCUGAGGGACUAAGUGCACGCGCGGCCGGCUGGCAACCGCGUGUUCUUCUCGCCGACCAGCCUUUGGCGCGAGGAUUGCACUAUUGGCGUCUACGCAUAGACCACUACGACGGCGACGCAGACCCAGCUUUCGGCAUCGCUCGCGCCGAAGUAGCUAAGGAUAAGAUGCUAGGUAGCGACGCGCUCGGAUGGGCGAUGUAUAUAGACGGGUGUCGGUCUUGGUUUGUGCAUGGAGGUGCGCACGGCGGUCGGGCCAGUGGCGGCAUCUCGAAUGGUGUAACUGUUGGCGUGCUACUGGAUCUUACGCGCGGUACUCUUCGCUUUACUGUCGACGACCAGCCACAGGGAGACAUCGCUUUCACGGGACUCCGCGGUGCGUUCUACCCAGCGGUGUCUCUAAAUCGAGGUGUCGCAGUAACACUUCAGCCUGGUCUUCCACCACCCCCGGACCUCCUCAUGUCUAAUCUGAGUAUCGAAUAA
Molecule: messenger RNA, 1983 nt
Organism: Leptosia nina
Lineage: Eukaryota; Metazoa; Arthropoda; Insecta; Lepidoptera; Pieridae
Source: the annotation of a GenBank genome assembly